Molecule: messenger RNA, 798 nt
Organism: Thelazia callipaeda (thelaziosis nematode)
Lineage: Eukaryota; Metazoa; Nematoda; Chromadorea; Rhabditida; Thelaziidae
Source: the annotation of a GenBank genome assembly
ACCAAUUGGGUAAAAGAAAUUCAUCAACAAGCUGCUCCGCCGUUGAGGAAUUCUGAAAAACAACAUGAAGAAGCCUCUACUGAACGGAUGGAACAUAAAUCUUUCGAUUUCACACUUUAUCAAGCAUUGUUGGCUUCUGUUUCUGUUAUUGUAGUAUCUGAAUUGGGCGAUAAAACUUGGUUUAUUGCUGCUAUUAUGGCAAUGCGACAUUCCAGGCUAACUGUAUUUUGUGGAGCGAUGUCGGCUCUCAUUUUGAUGACACUUUUGUCAGCUGGAAUGGGAUGGCUUACACAGAUUAUACCGAGACUGUUUACUUAUUAUAUUUCUACAAUUCUUUUUGCGUUGUUUGGUAUUAAAAUGAUAUAUGAUGGCUGGCGAAUGUCUCCCACUAAUGAACAAGAGGGAUAUGAAGAAGCAAAAACUGAAAUUCAAAAGAAAGAUCUGUUGUUAGAUUUAAAAAUUUCUGACUUAGAGAGUGGAGGGCCAGAUAUACAGGAUCAACAUUCCGCCCAAGCGAUUUUAAGUUUCGUGUCUUCACUUUUUGUGGAAACUUUCACUCUUACGUUUCUGGCAGAGUGGGGGGAUCGUAGUCAGUUGACUACUAUAAUGUUAGCAGCUCGUGAAAACAUUUAUGGUGUGGUACUAGGCACAAUAUUAGGGCAUGCUCUAUGUACAGGGAUUGCUGUAAUAGGUGGAAGACUUGUGGCAACUCAAAUAUCUGUCAGAACUGUGACAUUAAUUGGAGGUAUAGUUUUUAUUAUGUUCGCGCUUUCCGCCUUCGUUAUCAAUCCUGAAUAA